AUGAUUCCCCUGGAAUCUUCGUUCAACAUUGGAACUCAUUGUACUAGCUUAGGGGAUGCUAAGGGCCAAAACAGGCUGUCUAGACCUGAACGGAGUGGGGAGCGCUCGGCCUUUCGCCGCAAACUAGAGCGCGCGUGCUCCGCGCUGCUUCCCUGGCUGAAGCAUCGGGGCGGGGAGUGGCGAGCCUGCCGUUGCCCCCCCUUCCCCCCCGCAGCCGUCUUUCCCGGAGCGCUCUUGGGAAGGGUCACGGCUGAAAGGGACCGCUCUGCGCCUGGAGCGGCGGCGCCCGUCGCCCCGGGGCGCAUAUCCAGCGCGGCCCCCAAACGCCGACGCGCCCCCCUCUCCUUGCCAAGCGGCGCGCCUGCCUUGAUGCCCGGCUGCGGGGCUGCGCCUCCUGCCGGCGGAGUCCCGACGCCGCCUGUGUCCGAGCCUGCCAAGCCGGAGAAGGCGGCGGCCGCAGCGAGCGGCCGGGAGCUCGAGGUGCGCGGCGCUGCCUCGGCGGCGGUGCGCGGCGCGCUGGAGCUGGCGGAAGCCCGGCGGCGGCUGCUGGAGGCGGAGGGGCGGCGGCGCCUCGUCUCGGAGCUGGAGAGCCGCGUCCAGCACCUCCACCGCGUCUUCCUCGCGGCCGAGCUGCGCAUGGCCGGCCGCGCCGAGAGUCUGGGGCGCCUGGGCAGCGGCGUGGGGCAGGCCGAGCUGCACCUGGCGGCGCACGGGCAGCGCCUGAAGAAGAGCGCGCGGCGCUACAAGAAGGCCCGCCCACCCGCCCUGCUGGCCUCGGCGCUGGCCCUGGGCAGCUGCGUGCCCUGGGCGGCCUGCCGGGUGCGGCGAGGGGGCGGCCCGGAGCCGCCGGAGUCCCCGUUCCGGAGGAGUCUCCAGGGCGCGGCAGCUUCGACCCCCCGGGAGCGGCGCAAGAUGGAGCCCCUGUCGAGCGCCGGGGAGCGGAAGGGCGGCGGCGCUGCUCCGUGACCGUCCCGAAGGGCUGCAGCCGGCAGGAAGGGACCGAAGAGCUGGGACGACAGCGGGGUCGCCGCCGAAUCCCCGAGCGGGAGGCAGUCUGGCUGGCUGGCAGCGGCGACUGUGCGGCGGCGGCGGCGGUUCUUACUCCCUUCGAUGCCUGUGACUCGCCGCAGAAACCGACGGCGGCUCCCCUGCGCAUCUCCGGCUUCUCACGCGGGCUGGGUUUGCUCAGCCUGUUACCCUUGCUAAACUCGGGUUUGAUAGGUGGGGGUUCAGCCAGGGAUGGGAACUCAGCCAUAGCUUUGGCUUAUGCUGUGCAUCAAGCCAUCAUAUUAAGCUAGCAUCUAGUUGCUUGGGCAUGGCAUGUUGUAUGAAUACUGCAACUGCAUUUGGGUCACUCAGGGUUAAGUGUUGUGUGAACUCAGCGGUCGGAGUACAACUCUUGAUGGGGUUGGAGAUGUGUUUUAUUUAUUGUUUUUAAUAUCAGCACAGUAGAUAACCUAGUGUGCUAUCUGAAAUAGAACAGGGACUUGUCAAUAAUUUUUAUAUCAUCUAUAAAUUAUGAAAUUAAUAAUCA
Molecule: messenger RNA, 1534 nt
Organism: Candoia aspera
Lineage: Eukaryota; Metazoa; Chordata; Lepidosauria; Squamata; Candoiidae
Gene: TRNP1
Product: TMF1 regulated nuclear protein 1
Exons: 2
Coding region: 1-966 (321 amino acids)
Biological process (GO): regulation of cell population proliferation
Cellular component (GO): nucleus
Molecular function (GO): DNA binding
Source: RefSeq, a predicted model, not a curated record